GCACGCUAUUGGUUGUAACGCUUCCGGAAAGCGGAACGCUGUCAUGGGAGCUGCGUAAUUUGAUCAGACGUCCGUUUUUGUCAUUAAUUUUAUUAUUUUAUUACAAAUACUUUAUCAUUGACUUAACUUUAUGUAAAAUUCAGAUCGACAUGGCCGAGAAGUUUGAUAAUCUCGAAGAGCACCUCGAGAAAUUCGUCGAGAAUAUACGGCAACUUGGAAUUAUUGUCAGCGACUUUCAACCCAGUAGUCAAACAGGACUCAACCAAAAGUUGAACUUCAUGAUCACAGGACUGCAAGACAUUGAGAAGUGCCGACAGCAGAUUAAUGAUAUCAACGUACCGUUGGAAGUAUUCGAAUAUAUUGAUCAGGGGCGUAACCCUCAACUCUACACCAAGGAGUGCUUAGAGAGAGCCUUGGCUAAAAACGAGCAGGUGAAAGGAAAGAUUGACACCUUGACUAAAUUUAAAAGCCUCCUAAUUUCCGAGCUGGGCAAGGUUUUCCCUGAAGAAAUGGCUAAAUAUAAGGCAAUUCACGGAGAUGACCCUCCUUCAUGAUUAACAUUGCCAGUGCCACAACACAUCAAGAUGUACAUACAGUAUGUUUAUAUUAAUAUGACAUGCUUUUUUUUACAAUUCAGAGUCAUCUGCCAAAUAUGCAACUUUUUACAGCUUUUUCAUCAGUGUAUUUACCUUUGUAAGUACACUUCUGGUUUGAGAAUUGAGGGAUAUUUUGGGACAUCCUGAAAACAGUGGAAAGCUUUUUUGUCAUGCAUUGUAAGUUUCGCAGCAUAGUUUUUAUUUUCCUGUUGAAUAAAUUAUUAUUCUAUGUCUUUUGCUUUUAUGAACAACUGCAUUUCUGGUGGAAUACAAAUGUGUCAGUAGGGUUGGGCAAAAUUCAGAAUUUAAGAAUUGGCUUCUUUUUAAUGAAUUGGUUGGAAUUUGAAUUCAGUUGGUCACUCCCUACAGGAUGUUGAAAUAAAAUGACGGGAGGAGGAAUUUAAUGAAUUGUAAUUGAAAGAAAUUCAACAGUCACACAAUAGAGGACAUUCAUUAGUACAAAACAAAAUAAUAAUAAUAAAAAAAUGAAAAGCACUAAUAACUUUUGUGUUCUUAGAGUUAAUUUGUAUGAUGAAAUAUAAAUGUACAUUUCUACUGGUGGAUUUUUAAACAUUAUUACCAUCUAAUAUUUAUGAAAAUACCCCAUGUGUGUGAAUGAUAACAUAAUGGAUAAUGUAAACUUAAAAAUUAAGUGAAUUAUUAAAAACUACACUCGCAGCAAUUAUGAAUUUCUUGGAAGUUCAUUCAGUUUUAAUUGUACUACUUUAAAUUAAAAUCCAUAUUUCAA
Myxocyprinus asiaticus (Chinese sucker) is the source of this 1344-nucleotide messenger RNA. RefSeq names its product mediator of RNA polymerase II transcription subunit 10-like. Gene Ontology annotation, molecular function: transcription coregulator activity. The transcript has 4 exons. The record is from RefSeq and is a predicted model, not a curated record. The coding region runs from base 150 to 554 and encodes 134 amino acids. Gene Ontology annotation, biological process: positive regulation of transcription by RNA polymerase II. NCBI's taxonomy places the organism in Eukaryota, Metazoa, Chordata, Actinopteri, Cypriniformes, Catostomidae. Gene Ontology annotation, cellular component: chromatin; mediator complex.